UGUUGAAUGAUUAUGAAUGGGUCGGUGAUGUAGGCGUGUGGAGAAAACGCGAACCAUUACCAAACCAACCAACCAACCAUAUUGUCAUGUUUCUUUCUUUCUGAUACCUGUUCCACUUUUUGUCUGGUCAAAUAAAAUACGCCGCACUCAUUCCUAUUAUCUACACCCGAUCACACUCAUUCCUUUCUUCAUUCCCUUGCAAUGUCAAUGGCGGCUUCCUCCUCCACCGAUCACACUCUUCGCUCCUCCGUCAAAUUUUCCCCUGCUCAAUUUCCUAAAUCCACAUUCGCUCCCCAACGACUCUCUUUUACCACCCCCAAAAUUCCCAAAUGCACCCUUCGUUCUGAUAAUCCCCUUCCUCAAAACUUCAUCGUUUCCAAACCUUCUCCUCUCGAGAUCCUUAAAACCUCUUCAGCUGACAGAUAUACAAAGGAGAAAAGCAGCAUAAUUGUGAUUGGACUCAACGUUCAUACAGCUCCCGUUGAGAUGCGUGAGAAACUUGCAAUUCCAGAAGCACAGUGGCCUCAAGUUAUUCAAGAGUUAUGUGCUCUUAAUCAUAUUGAAGAAGCAGCUGUUCUCAGCACAUGUAAUCGUAUUGAGAUAUACCUUGUUGCCCUCUCUCAACACCGCGGUGUUAGAGAAGUCACCGAUUGGAUCUCCAAGAAAAGUGGGGUUUCGGUACCUGAGAUUUCUAAACAUCAGAUCUUGUUGUAUAAUAAGGACGCCACACAACAUCUGUUUGAAGUAGCUGCUGGUCUUGACUCCCUUGUUCUUGGAGAGGGUCAAAUUCUUUCUCAGGUUAAACAAGUUGUUAAAUCUGGACAAGGGGUGCCAGGUUUUGAUAGGAAAAUUAGUGGUUUGUUCAAGCAGGCUAUCUCUGUUGGAAAACGGGUUCGAACUGAGACUAACAUUUCGUCUGGGUCGGUUUCUGUUAGUUCAGCUGCUGUGGAGUUGGCGCUUAUGAAGCGUUUGGAGUCUUCUUUCGGUGAUGCUAAGGUGUUGGUAAUUGGGGCGGGGAAGAUGGGGAAGCUAGUGAUUAAACAUUUGGUUGCUAAAGGGUGUCGAAAAAUGGUUGUUGUUAAUAGAAGUGAAGAGAAAGUCAAUGCCAUUAGGAAGGAGUUGAAGGAUGUUGACAUAGUAUAUAGACCUCUUUCUGAGAUGAUGGAAUGUGCUGCUGAGGCUGAUGUGAUCUUCACUGGUACUGCAUCUGAGUCCCUUUUGUUCUCAAAAGAGAACGUGGAGAUUCUUCCUCCGGUUGGCCAAGGUGUGAGAAGACGGCUCUUCGUUGAUAUAUCGAUUCCAAGGAAUGUGGAUCCGGGUGUGUCGGAACUGGAGAAUGCGCUAGUGUACAAUGUGGAUGAUCUUCGGGAAGUUGUUGAUGCUAACAAGGAGGAUAGACAACGGAAAGCUAUGGAAGCGCGUGGAAUUAUUAAGGAGGAAUUGAAUACAUUUGAGGCGUGGAAAGACUCUCUUGAAACUGUUCCUACUAUUAAGAAAUUUAGAGCUUAUGUUGAAAGGAUUAGAGCUUCUGAGCUGGAAAAAUGUUUGUCAAAGAUGCGUGGUGACGUCUCGAAGGAACAGAAAGAAGCAAUGUAUGCCCUUAGUAUGGGUAUUGUGAAUAAGCUACUUCAUGGUCCUAUGCAGCAUCUGAGGUGUGAUGGGAACGAUACUAAAUGUCUUGAUGAAGUCCUUGAAAACAUGCGUGCUCUCAACAGAAUGUAUGAUCUUGAGACAGAAAUAUCAUUGAUGGAAGAAAAGAUCAGAGUCAAGAUGGAAAAGGCUAAGAAGUAAAGUAGUAAACUAUUCUUCUUGAAAUGUUCAUCAUUUCAUGCCAUUCCCAUGGUGGCUGCAACUGCAAGCCUCUCCAUCUUGUACAUUACAAUAGUAUCUCUUUCAGGCCCUUAGGAGACUCAUUUUUUUAAUUAUCAUUUUUUAACAUGACACGGAGGGGACUAUACAUUGUUAUCCCCAUACUGAAUUUAACACGCCAAAUUUAUGGCGAUGAGGUUGAUAUGGGAGUGUAGUUGUAGAUUCACGCUCCGCAUGACGAGAUGGUUCUUGUAUUUUUAAUAUUUAAUUGUUACCAUUGCAAUUUGCAAGUGCUGAUUUUUAAUAUUAGUCUGAAAUGCUGUUUUGAAGUA
Medicago truncatula (barrel medic) is the source of this 2141-nucleotide messenger RNA. RefSeq names its product glutamyl-tRNA reductase 2, chloroplastic. The transcript has 3 exons. Gene Ontology annotation, biological process: tetrapyrrole biosynthetic process. The coding region runs from base 202 to 1791 and encodes 529 amino acids. Gene Ontology annotation, molecular function: NADP binding; glutamyl-tRNA reductase (NADP+) activity. Lineage: Eukaryota; Viridiplantae; Streptophyta; Magnoliopsida; Fabales; Fabaceae. The record is from RefSeq and is a predicted model, not a curated record.